UUAUACCACCAUGUUUGUUCUGAUAGAAUUACCGGCGGUUCCAUUUUUCAAUCCCUCCAUUUGGGGUGGCUAUACUCGAGACUGUGGUUCUAUUAGAAUAAAUACAUUUAUAGUCAAAAAGCUUUUUAGUUGCAGGUCCUCUGUUUGUUUUGGCUAUACUUUUACUCUUAACUCUUCUUCUAAACAACCAAAUUAUUUUUAAAUACUUUUUCUCUAAAAAUAAAUAAAUAUUUAAUUUAAUAUUAAAAAGCUGUCCCCCCCCCUCCCCCCUCCCUUUCUUCCUUCUCCUUUUUUUCUCACGACUUUCCUUUUAAUUUUUUUUUUUUAAUUUUUUAAAAAAUUGUUUGUGUUCAUUUAAAAAAAGAAAAAACGUGUAAAAAUAAUAAAUAAAAAGCUUUUUUACUUUUUAAAAGAAUUGAUUUUUUCUCGAAUAUUUAUUUAUUAAUUUCUAGUCUUUUUUCAUUGUUUUAUUUUUUAAUAGACAUAAAUUGUUGGCUGUUAAAAUAUUUAAAAUAAUUAAAUAUAUUUUUUAAAUUUUAAUUUGUCUCCGGCAUUGGAGGGUGGGACCGCAAAAUAACUUCAUCACCUCUAGUUCGACUCACCUUUCCAAGCUCUUUCGAAUGACACCUUACACGACCUGUUUUGACCACGGAGAAAAAAGGGCAUAUUUUUU
Meloidogyne enterolobii is the source of this 673-nucleotide messenger RNA. Lineage: Eukaryota; Metazoa; Nematoda; Chromadorea; Rhabditida; Meloidogynidae. The record is from the annotation of a GenBank genome assembly.